UUGUGAUUUUCCUCUUUGUUUUUUGAGAUGACAAAACUUAUGAAGUCAAAUUUUCACCAUUUUUCAUCUUUUGCUUAUUUAGCCUUUGAUUUAUUUAUCGUAUGAUACUCGAAAGGUCAUGAACCAUUUUGACCUGCGAGUUCUCAAGAAAUAAAUUACUUCACUCAAUUGAUAAUGAAGACAUGCUGAACCCAUCCGUUGAAUAUGAAGAUCGACCUGAUUUAUAUGAUGCAAGGUUUAUCCUUUUUACUCUCUACCAUUUAUUGGGACCUAAAAAUGCGAUAAACAGCAAUCGGAUUAUUAAAUUGAAUGACUUGUCAAUUGAUUUAAUGACAACACCUAGUUCUGUCCAAUAAGAAAUAUCCGAAUAUUAAAGAAAUCAAAAUAUUUGCCACCAAGACCAAUUACAAGCUUGAAAAGAUUAGUUUGAUUGUAGACUAUUGUAAUCUUGAAAGUUUAUAACAAUUCCAUUAAUGACCCUUUCAUAAACUUUCAUGAACCUGAUUGUUGAAAGAUGCUUCCUGUUUUGAGAAGUCUGUACUUUCAUUUCACUUUCAAAUGACCCGAUUAGAUGAGUUGAACUGAGAGAACAACUUUUCUUCUUCUCCUUCACACAUUCAGGUCAAAUAUUGUAAAUAAUUUGUUUGAUUAAAGUCUUUUUUCACUGAAAUCGAAAACAUUACGUUUUUUCUCCUUGAAGUCGGUGCUAUCUUCAAAAAUUACGAUGAAGUCUACACCAGAAUCAGUAAAAAUCAGUGUUUAUUUAUCUAAAGUUGUGAAAGAAAUUAUUUACCAAAUUGAUUUACUAUGUAUUUGGAUUGGAAUCAUCUUGUCCGGUUUUUAUAACGGAUUUUUUGUAAGAAGAAGUGACCCAAAUAUACGUUUAGAUGGUAAAGUGGCCAUUGUUACCGGUGCCAACAGAGGAAUCGGUAAAGAAGCUGCAAAAAAAUUGGCUCUUCGUGGUGCAAAAGUAAUCAUAGCUGCUCGAGAUGAAUCAAUGAGCCAAGAAGUCGUUCAAAGUAUCCGUCAAGAAACUGGAAAUGAAGAUGUUCACUUUUUACAUCUGGAUCUAGCAUCAUUCUCGUCCAUUCGGUCCUUUGCUACUGUUUUUAUGGCAACUCAUUCUCGACUGGAUAUAUUGAUCAAUAAUGCAGGCUUGGUGAGCCCAGCUGAUAAAAGGAUUACAGAAGAUGGACAUGAACUGUGUUUCCAGGUCAAUCAUUUGGGUCCUUUUCUGUUGACUCAUCUGCUUCUUCCAAUUCUCAAGAAAUCUGCUCCAUCACGAGUAGUUGUGGUUGCUUCGGACCUUGCCUUUAUGACAACUCGGGUUGACUUUGAUAACCUCAAUUCACAAAAACAUUACUCUGGGUUCACCAAUUACGCAGUAACCAAGUGGGCCAAUGUUGCCUUUGCACAGACUUUGGCAAAACAGCUUAAAGGCUCUGGAGUAACAGUUAAUUCACUUCACCCAGGGUCAAUUAAAACAGAUAUUGUUCGUGAACAUCAUCCUUUUUACAUGAAAGUUAUGGCCAAACUCACUGCAAUGACUUGUAUUUCCAUUACUUUGGAUCAAGGAUCAGAGACAAUGUUAUAUGUUGCCACUGAGCCUAAAUUAUCACAAGAUACUGGUAAAUUUUUCACUAAUGGUAAAUUUUUCACACUACCUAAGCUUUGUCGAGAUAAUCAAACAGUUAAUAGAAUGUGGAAAACCUCAGCUAUUCUGACUGGGAUUCAAGGAUAAACAAUGUAUGCAAAACCUUUAAGGUAACCAAAAGAGGGUCAUUUAAAAUUGAAUCCAUCUCAUUUAGCAUAAAAUAAUACAAAUGAAAAUUUUCAUUUGGUAAUCUAAAUAUUUCCUAUUUUCCUAUCAAAAUGUAAAAUCAUUAACUUUCUUAAUUUAUUGUAACUAUACAUUGUAUUACGAAAAUCAAAUUUUAUACUGAUUUUUCUCUGGGAAAAGUCAAAAGUUUGAGUGUUCAUUAUUAUGUAAUGACUGAAUUUAUUAAUAUUUAUAUAAAAUAAUUUUUAAAAAUGA
Tetranychus urticae (two-spotted spider mite) is the source of this 2035-nucleotide messenger RNA. The record is from RefSeq and is a predicted model, not a curated record. NCBI's taxonomy places the organism in Eukaryota, Metazoa, Arthropoda, Arachnida, Trombidiformes, Tetranychidae.